AUGGCGUUCAGAGGGAAAGAGAUGGUGAAGAAAAUUCUAAAGACGGUGGGAGAGAAUGGUUUGAGUCGAAGAGAAAAGGAAUCGUUGGAGAAAUGCAUGCCUCGAAGCAAGGUUGUGAUGAAUCGCGCCAAACGCGGUCUCUUUGCGGGGCGACAUAUUCAGUUUGGGAAUCGUGUCAGUGAAGAUGGCGGUAACAAGACAAGGAGAACCUGGAAACCAAAUGUCCAGGAAAAGCGGCUCUUCAGUUAUAUCCUUGAUCGUCACGUUCGUGUUAAAGUCACCACCCAUGCCAUUCGAUGCAUAGACAAGGCAGGUGGGAUUGAUGAGUACUUGCUCAAAACUCCUUAUCACAAAAUGGACACUGAAAUGGGUAUUCUCUGGAAGGCAAAAAUUGAGAAAUUGUAUGAAGAGCUAGGCAAUAAGGAGGUCGUAUUCUUUUCACUUGAGGAUGAAGCGAAGUUUGAGCAGGACUUCAAAGAUUUGAAACUAUCUGAAAGGGAAGCACGAAAGGAGAUCAGAAGAAAAAUGUACACUGGGAUGAGCAAGCACAAGCUAAUCGAGGUAGAACAUAAAGACGAUCAAUCUAUUGUCGAGAAAGGCAAUAAGAUUGAGGAGGAAAUUUCGCAUGAUUCAUCAAAACAGGUGGUUCCUGUCUCGUAUGUCUUAGCUGCUGACAAGCUCAAAGUUGGAAGUAUUAUUUCUAACUGA
Molecule: messenger RNA, 708 nt
Organism: Sphenostylis stenocarpa
Lineage: Eukaryota; Viridiplantae; Streptophyta; Magnoliopsida; Fabales; Fabaceae
Source: the annotation of a GenBank genome assembly